UGUAGCACUUACUGCCUUAGUGUACGGACGCGUCCCAUUUCUCUCCAGAUUCAGCGGAGAGACAGAUAUAUGGACACAGGGUUUGCGUAGGAUAACGAUCGUAAAAAAAAGCCAGGAUGUCUUCCCCGGCGGCCCCCCCGUCGGGUCCCCCCCUCAAGUACCCCCGCGGCGCCUUCUUCAUCCUCGCCGGCUACCUCCUGGAGCGCUUCGUGUACUACGGCCUCUUCGGGGGCGCCGUCUUCUACAUGCAGAGGAUGCUGGGCUUCACCUCCUCGUCGGCGUCCACGGUGAAGGCGGUGAUGGAGGGCCUCAUCUACCUCGCGCCCAUCGCCGGGGCCGUCCUCGCCGACACCUACCUCGGCAAGGCCCGGACAGUGUUCAUCAUGUGUUGCUGCUACACCGCGGGCGCCCUCAUCUACUCCCUGUCGUCUGCCACGCCCAUCAUGGCCAGUGUGGACGCAGCCAAGGUCACGGGCAUUGCAGGUCUGCUCGUGCUGGGCAUCGCAGCCGGUCUGAUGAAGGCCGUGUAUUCGUCCCUUGGCGCUGACCAGUUCAAGGUUCCUGAGCAAAGAGAGCAGCAGCAGAGGUUCUUCUACGCCUUCUACUGGAUGAUCAACGCCGGAGCCUUCCUGGGCCAGUUCAUGACGGCGCAGCUCAGGGACACCGUCCAGUGCUUCGGCGACGACUGCUACCUGCUGCCCUACCUCAUCCUCGUCGGCUUCAUGGCGGUCUCCACCACCAUCUUUGCGCUCGGAAGGUCCCGGUACAUCGAGGCGCCCCCGGACACGAUGCUGCUGCGCGCGAUGCGGUGCGUGGCGCACGCGGUGCGGCGCAAGUGGGACGGCGCGGACGACAAGGCGGCGCACUGGGUCGAACGCGCCCGGGACCGCUUCGACGGCAGCCUCAUCCGCGACGUGAAGAUCACCCUGCGCGUGCUGCUCUUGUUCUGCACGUACCCGCUGUUCUGGGCGCUGUUCUACCAGACGUCGACGGGCAUGAUCUUCCAGGCCAAGCGGCUCGACGGCCGCGUCGGAGAGUCCUACAGGAUCCCGCCCGAGAUGUCGUCCACCAUUAACCCGCUGCUCAUCCUCACGCUCAUCCCCCUCUUCGAUCAGGUCAUCUACCCGCUCCUGGGGCGCCUCGGCGUCCUCACCUCCACCACCUCCAGGAUGAUCGCCGGAAUGGCCUUCGCUGUCUCCUCCUUCGUCGUCUACGCCAUCGUCAACAUGUCCGUCGAACAGACGCUCAUUCCCUCCACCCACGCCCGCCUGCACGUCUACAACGCUCUCCCGUGCGAGGCCGCCCUCCACUUGCCUCCCGAGCUGCACCUCGUCGACGAGGACGGCGAAAGAAUGGCCAAGAAGGAGCUCAUGAUCCCGCUCGCGGGCCAGGUCGCCCUUCCGAACGUCGAGGUCGGCGGCGCGCCCCAGAAGGUGGAGGUCCAGGUCAGCAGGUCGUGCGCGGCCGGUAGCGACUUGACGCCCGUGCAGGUCGUCCUCCUUGGGGCGCACGAGUCCUCGGUCGUCCUCACGGCCGCCGGCCCUCGACCUCUCGCGCCCUCCCUCGAGUACCUCAAAAACGAGGACGCUGAAGCCAAGGUGCGAGUGAUCGUAGCCGAGGGUAACGUCACGGAGGUCACCCUCAAGUACGAGACUCAGGAGGAGAAGUUCCCCAUCACGGACGGCCUCUCCGAGUUCCAGAUUCUGAGCCCCCAGCCUUACGAGGUGCUGGUGGGCGGCGCGGGCGUGGUCGGGGCGGCCAACGUCUUCCAGGACGGCGUAUACGACGUGGUGGUGCUGGGCGGCGCGGGCGAGGGUGAGGGCGUGCGCGUGUUCCCCGUGACCGCGCCUUCGCCAGUGCACAUGGGCUGGCUUUUCCCGCAGUACUUCCUGCUGACGGUGGGCGAGGUCCUGUUCUCCGUGUCGGGCAUGGACUUCGCGUACUCGGAGGCGCCGGCGGCCAUGAAGUCCAUCCUGCAGGCGGCCAACCUGUUCACGAUCACCGUGGGCCUGUGGCUGUUCGCCGGCCUGAAGGCCAUCAGCUCCGCCACCAGGGCCUUCGAGCACCGCGCGUCCCACGAGGCGCUGCUGUAUGCUGGCCUCAUGGCCGCCAACACCAUCAUCUUCACGCUGCUCCUCCGCUGGUACAACUCGACGCCGCAGGAGGCCGCAUUGGAGGAGAAGGGCGAGGAGAGGAAGGACGAAGAGAAGAGAGCGGAGGCAGGAGCGAGUGCGAAGGACGCUCACGACAAUCCUGGUUUCGUUGAGGACCACGCCGUGUGAGGAGGCGGCUGCGAGGGCCAGGCUCCGUCUCGAUCUCCCGAAAAUAUUCGAGUCACAGGAGAUCCCUCUCUAAUAUCUCCUUCCAAUAUAGACGAUCAUAUACACUUCACCCCCCCCCCCCUUUAACGUGCACACAAUUCCCAUUCUUUCUCCAAACUGUGAUGUUGACCGGUCUCCUGUUACCUCAGCUUCAUCAGUGUCGAAUGCCAUGUUUCCAUAUUUGUCAUCAAAUGGCGAGAUUUUAUACUCCGAUAUGUUUUCUUGAUGUAUUUUAUGGGAGCAAAGCAUGUGUACAUUCUUUCCUAAGAAUUAUAAAUAUUGGCCGAUUGUAAUGCAAUUGGCUGAUGUACAAAGCCUUUAUGAAUUAUCAAAACACAUAUAUCGCAUCUUUUCCAUUCAGAAACUUUCAUUUCACUGACGAUUUGCAACGUUUGCAUAAGAAUCCAUCAACAAAUAUACCCAUCGAGUUUAUUGGGUGAUUUUUUAAAAAGUGUAUGCUGUUGUAAUUUUUUUUACAAAUUCAUAUAACAGCUUUUUGUCCAUCCACAACCAGACAAUUAUAUAUUUUUCUUGUCAACGUAUUCUCGAAUAUAUAUUAAGUUUGUACAAAGGUCUUUCUCUUUUUAUAUAUUAUAUUAUUGUGUAGACUUAUAUUACAUAUAUUUGCACAUAUUCUCGUAUAUACACGUCAUGCAUAAAUAAAAAACGUGUUGAUUUUUUAAUAAAGUUUAUAAUAAGUGA
Penaeus monodon (black tiger shrimp) is the source of this 3023-nucleotide messenger RNA. Its product is annotated as solute carrier family 15 member 1-like. Gene Ontology annotation, cellular component: membrane. The transcript has 7 exons. The coding region runs from base 117 to 2282 and encodes 721 amino acids. Gene Ontology annotation, molecular function: dipeptide transmembrane transporter activity. Lineage: Eukaryota; Metazoa; Arthropoda; Malacostraca; Decapoda; Penaeidae. The record is from RefSeq and is a predicted model, not a curated record. Gene Ontology annotation, biological process: oligopeptide transport; transmembrane transport.